This is a messenger RNA of Meloidogyne enterolobii, 214 nucleotides long. NCBI's taxonomy places the organism in Eukaryota, Metazoa, Nematoda, Chromadorea, Rhabditida, Meloidogynidae. The record is from the annotation of a GenBank genome assembly.
AUGAAUAAUAAUAUAUUUUUAAUCCAGUUGCGGUUCAUCGACGAAAACACCCUAAGUUCAACACUUUCUACAAUGAGACAUAACAGUUUUCAGUCAGAUUUUUUAAGAGAUGCUGAAUAUUUAAGGAGGCUGAGGGCUUUAAGGCCAGAUCAACCUGUGUUUCUUUAAUAUAUAAAAUUAUUUUUUUUUGUAAAUCUUUUUUAUAAAAUUGAUA